AUGGAUAAUGUAACUUGUUCAAUCGAGAGUACAAUCUGUGUGAAUAGUGCACGAUGUGGUCAACCAAUAUGCUUUCUAUUAGCUAUGGCUAAUAAACAAAUUUGUCCACCAAAAACUGUCACAACUACAACUACAACAUUACGAACAACAACUACAGUACAUACAACAAGCACAACUAAAUCUACAACAAAAAUUACAACAACUCAAAAGAGUAUGACUAUCACUAAAAUAUCGACAACAACAUUAACAUCAACAGUUGUUGUAACAACUGCUAUUCUAUUGAAGAAAACUGAAAGUGAAAACAAAUCAACCUUGGAAAUAUCAACAUCAGCAACAACAGCAUCAUUAUCAUCAUCAACAACAGCAGCAUCAUCAUCAUCAUCAACAUCAACAACAACAGCAUUAUCAUCAACAAUAACAGCAUCAUUAUCAUCAUCAACAAAUACAAGCGGAUGGUUUUCUACUGGCAAUAUGACUAAUGCACGAUAUUUUCAUACAGCAUCUGUAUUAUCAAACGGGAAAGUAUUCGUUACUGGUGGAAAUGGUUCUAGUGGUACUUUAAAUAGUGCUGAGCUGUAUAAUCUAUUAGCAGGCACUUGGACAACUACUAAUAGUAUGACUAAUGCACGGUAUUUUCACACAGCAUCUAUAUUAUCAAAUGGAAAAGUGUUAGUUACUGGUGGAUACAAUGGUAAUGCUUAUUUAAAUAGUGCUGAGCUGUAUGAUCCAUCAACAAGUACUUGGACAACUACUGGUAACAUGGUUAAUACACGAUAUGGUCACAAAGUAUCUAUAUUAUCAAAUGGAAAAGUGUUAAUUACUGGUGGACAAAAUAAUAACGGUUAUUUAAAUAGUGCUGAAUUAUAUGAUCCAUCAACAAGUACUUGGACAAGUACUGGUAGCAUGACAAAUGCACGAUUUAGUCACACAGCAUCUAUAUUAUCAAAUGGAAAAGUAUUAGUUACUGGUGGAUUCUACGGUAAUGGUUAUUUAAAUAGUGCUGAGCUGUAUGAUCCAUCAACAGGUGCUUGGACAACUACUAAUAGUAUGACUAAUGCACGGAGUUCUCAUACAGCAUCUGUAUUAUCAAAUGGAAAAGUAUUAGUUACUGGUGGAUGGAAUGGUGGUUACUUAAGUACUGCUGAGCUGUACGAUUCAUUAACAGGCACUUGGACAACUAUUAAUAACAUGAAUAAUGCACGAUAUUGGCACACAGCAUCUAUAUUAUCCAAUGGAAAAGUAUUAGUGACUGGUGGAUACUUUGGUAACGUUGCUAAUCAUGGUUAUCUAAAUAGUGCUGAGCUAUAUGAUCCAUCGACAAGUACUUGGACAACUACUGGUAACAUGACUUAUGCCCGAUAUUCUCACACAGCAUCUGUAUUAUCAAAUGGAAAAGUAUUGAUUGCUGGUGGAUACAAUAGUAACCCUGGUGUUUUAAAUAGUGCUGAAUUAUAUUAA
Messenger RNA from Adineta steineri, 1458 nucleotides. The record is from the annotation of a GenBank genome assembly. Lineage: Eukaryota; Metazoa; Rotifera; Eurotatoria; Adinetida; Adinetidae.